GACCCAUUGACAUUCACGGACUUCCAGUGGAUGCCCGUUCCCUCGACCGGACGAUUGCCGAAACCGCAUUGCAACGUGCUCAUGGCACAAUUGCGGGAUUACUUGCACACUGCAGUACCCACUCCGUUGAUGGACGUCGGAGUAGAGGUUGUCGACCUUCACGCCUACAUUGCGAAGAUCGACCGCGAGUUCAAGACGCAACGGUACGACGACAUCAACGCAGCAUUGUUAUACGUACACAUUCAGAUCGGAAAAGCGACCUGCAGUGCCUUGAUCGAUUGCGGAGCUACUCGCAACUACAUCAGUCAGGACUUCAUGGUGCGCGACGGCCUUGGCCCACGCGUCCGGAGGAAGACCCAGCCUACGCAAGUCACGUUGGCAGACGGUCAUACGCACAAGUCCAUCGACCGGUGCAUUGACGCCGUCCCCGUGUACUUUGCCCCUCACGCAAGUGAGGCGGUAUCCUUCGACAUUCUAGACACCAAAUUCGACAUGAUCUUGGGCAUGUCAUGGCUGCGAAGCAAGGAUCACCCUGUGAACUUCUUCAACCGCACCGUUCACAUUUGUGAUCGGAAUGGAGUAUUAGUUAUAUGCACGGUGCCUCUUCCUUAUCCUUCGAUCCGCUGCCACGUGGUAUCCGCCGCAAGCAUGCGAGCUUCCAUCAUCAAGGACGACAUCGAGGAGAUGGGGGUGUGUUUUCUCCACGCCCUCCCGCCCCGAGACGCUUCAUCGACGGACUCAUCUUCGGAUCCACGCAUCACCGAACUUCUCGGUGCCUACAGCGACGUGUUCGAAGGCCCGCACGGAGUAGUACCGGAUCGACCCAUCCGCCACGAGAUCAUCCUCGAGGACGGGGCCGUACCUCCGCGCGGUUGCAUCUACCGAAUGAGCGAGGAAAGGUUAAGUGUGCUUCGGGCACAACUCGACGACCUUCUGCAGAAAGGCUGGAUUCGGCCUAGCUCAUCGCCAUACGAUGCCCCUGUUCUCUUCGUCCGCAAGAAGAACAAGGACCUGCGGUUGUGCAUCGAUUAUCGCAAGCUCAGCGAGCAGACGAUGAGGAAUGCCGACCCUCUCCCACGCAUCGACGAUCUUCUCGAGCGACUGGGCGGCGCCAAGUUUUUCUCCAAGCCGGACCUCAACCGGAGUUUGGAGGAGCAUGUGGAACACCUGCGCACCGUUUUGGAGCGGCUACGACAGGCCAAGUACAAAGCCAACCGCGACAAGUGUGAAUUCGCGCGGCAGGAGCUGGAGUACUUGGGCCAUUAUGUGACGCUGCAAGGCAUCCUUUGCCGACGCAGCAAGCCCCGCAACCGCAAUCCCUACGACGAGUUACACCCGAUGCCUAUCCCACGGGAACCCGGUCUCUCCAUUGCCAUGGACGUCACCGGUCCGUUUCCUCGCRACCGGCUCGGGCACGACGACAUCCUCACGGUUGUGGACCGAUUGAGUAAGUACGCUCGUUUUCUCCCUUGCAAGUACUACUCCACGGCUCCCAAGCUGGCACGCCUCCUGCACACUGGUUGGAUUUGUGGCCACGGUGUACCAGAAGACAUUGUCAGCGACCGAGACACUCGUUUCAUGUCGGCGUUUUGGACUGCUCUCAUGCAGGAGUCCGGCACAACAAUGAAACCAAGUUCGGCUCGACAUCCUCAGACAGACGGGCAGACGGAGCGCGCACAUCAAACCGCUCAAAUGAUGCUUCGUACGCUCAUCCGUYCGGACCAGAAAGAUUGGGUUGACCGCCUCCCCGACAUCGAGUUUGCCUACAACACUUCGGUGCACCCGGCGAUCGGUGUGACUCCAUUCGAGUUGCACCACGGUGGACGGAAAGGCCGUAUCUUCGCCGACCUUCUCCUCCCUCGACCAUCCGACAUUGACGUUGCUUGCUCUCCCGCAUCCGUCCGGAAGUACAGGGAAUUGCUCACUCAAGCCCGCGCGAACAUGCAAAAGGCUCAAGUCCGCAUGCAGCAGCAAGCAAACAGGCGUCGCGUACCAUGUCCCAUCCGCGCCGGUGAUCUGGUUUGGGUCUCCGCGGAAGAGUUUGCACUGGAACAGGACGUUUCACGCAAACUGCUUCCCAAGUGGUUUGGACCUUGGUCUGUGACAGCAGCCACGGGCGAUGAGCCCGAUGACCCUUCAUUUGUGAUCAACAUUCUAGAGCAUCUGACGGUCCAUCCGGUCUUCCACGCCUCGAAGCUGGCAACAUACACGCCAGCCAAGAGCGACGACUUUCCGGACCGACGAUCGCAAGACCCUCCUUCUAUGGAUGGCCAUCAGGAAGUUGACCGCGUCAUCUCCGAUCGCAAGUACGGCAACAAGCCGCGGCAGUACAAAGUCGCAUUCAAAGCAUGCGAUCGCGACGACACUCGGUGGAUUUCAGGCACAGAUUUGAAAGCAUCCGCAUUGCUGAUCUACGCGCAUUAUGAAAAGCGGAGGUUAGCUCAGGAAGCUUCACGACCAGCCCCUCCCACCCGGACUGUGGUCCCUCCCUCAGACAGAUAGCUUCGCCCUCGCAGGUAAGCUCGGUUCUUCAAGGAGGGGGGGGUGUGGCAUACUGCGUAGCCACACGGGCCCUGCAGNGUCCGGA
Messenger RNA from Chara braunii, 2587 nucleotides. NCBI's taxonomy places the organism in Eukaryota, Viridiplantae, Streptophyta, Charophyceae, Charales, Characeae. The record is from the annotation of a GenBank genome assembly.